Messenger RNA from Cyclocybe aegerita, 426 nucleotides. The record is from the annotation of a GenBank genome assembly. Lineage: Eukaryota; Fungi; Basidiomycota; Agaricomycetes; Agaricales; Hemipholiotaceae.
AUGUCUGAAAUCGACAACAUCUUCGCCUUCAAAGGGAAGGCAAAAGCGUUAACCACUCCUCUCAAGGAUGCUCCUACUUCCUCCAAAGUUUUGUCCAAACAGGACAAGAAGAAGAUGAAGAAGAAGAUGAAGCAAAAAACGGUAGCAUCUGUAGAUGAUUUCAAGGCCGAGAAGGCUACACCCGAGUCGUCCUCAUCGAAAAAGCGACCUCUUCCGGAGACAGUCGUGGACAGCUCCCACAGCUUGCAGGCUCCUUCUAAACGGCGUAAAGGUGACUCGAAACGCAACGACGACCACAGCUCCAAGUCCACAACAGCCAGUAAACCCGGAGCUGAUACAGAAACCGAUUUCAAGAACUCCAGAGGAACGAGUUCUCGUAUGGCUCUCAUCGCCCAUCCCGACGCUUCGCUCAUCGUUCUCCCUUAG